Molecule: messenger RNA, 1366 nt
Organism: Stegodyphus dumicola
Lineage: Eukaryota; Metazoa; Arthropoda; Arachnida; Araneae; Eresidae
Product: hydroxyacyl-coenzyme A dehydrogenase, mitochondrial-like
Biological process (GO): fatty acid beta-oxidation
Cellular component (GO): mitochondrion
Molecular function (GO): NAD+ binding; (3S)-3-hydroxyacyl-CoA dehydrogenase (NAD+) activity
Source: RefSeq, a predicted model, not a curated record
CUGUUAAAGGUGUCACGAGCUGUGAUUUGAAGUGUGAGAGUCAUACAGCGAAAAAUAAAAAAACAGAAGUGCCAAAAAAUAAAUAAAAUCGAAAAAUGGCCAUUUCGCUUUUAAAUAGUGUGAGAAGCUUUUCAUCAUCUUCGAUGCUGAAUGCAGCAAUUAAAAAUGUUACAGUUAUUGGUAGUGGUUUAAUGGGCUCUGGUAUUGCCCAGGUAGCUGCCCAAACUGGUCAUGAUGUAAUCCUAGUAGAUGUUUCAGAACCAAUUUUAGAAAAAGCUACUGCAAGCAUCAAAAAGAGUCUACAAAGAGUUGCAAAAAAGACAUAUGCAGAAAACCCACAGGAUGGUGAGAAAUUUAUUUCUGAAACUCUUAAAAGAUUGCAAACUAAUACUAAACCAGAGGAUUCUGUAAAAAAUGCUGAUAUUGUGAUUGAAGCAAUUGUUGAAAACAUAAGUAUUAAACAAGAUUUAUUCAGAUCUUUGGAUAAAGCUGCUCCUAGCUCUACAUUGUUUGCCAGUAAUACAUCUUCUCUCUCAAUCACAGAUAUUGCUAGUGCCACUCAAAGGAAGGACAGAUUUGGUGGUCUUCAUUUUUUUAAUCCUGUUCCAGUUAUGAAGCUCUUAGAAGUUAUUAGAACAACAGAAACAAGUGAUGAUACUUACAACAAAAUGAUGGAAUUUGGUAAAAACCUUGGUAAAGAAACCAUAACUUGUAAGGAUACUCCAGGUUUUGUAGUCAAUCGUUUACUAGUUCCAUAUAUGGGUGAAGCUGUGAGAAUGCUUGAAAGAGGUGACGCUACUGCAAAAGAUAUUGAUACAGCUAUGAAAUUAGGAGCUGGCUAUCCAAUGGGCCCUUUUGAAUUGCUGGAUUAUGUUGGCCUUGAUACCACAAAAUUUAUUAUUAAUGGAUGGCAUGAAAAGUUUCCUGAUAAUCCACUUUUCAAGCCUGUCCCACUUCUGAAUAAGUUAGUUGCAGAAGGGAAACUAGGCGUUAAAACAGGUGAAGGCUUCUAUAAGCAUAAGAAGUAAUUAAGUUUUCAAAGCAAUCAUUGUACCUGCAUUUCAAGAAAUAUAACUUUUGAAGGAUCUAAAAUGUUUGAAAACAACAUAAAAAUGUAUAUUUUUUUUACUUGAAGCAUUUCUUAAUCAAAUGUUUCGCUUGCUUAUUAGCUGGCAUAUAAUAAUUUAUAUACAUUUUGUAUGGAAAUGUUCAUUUUUAUAUAUGAAUUAUUCAUAUUGAUGUACGAUAUAUUUUGAGAGUUAAGUGGGAAAAAUUAGAAAGUGGCAAUUUUUAAAGAAAACUCAUAUUGAAAUAAUUUAUCUGAAUUUCUAUAUUUUGUAUUUAAAUAAAAUAUAUUUUUAAUAUA